This is a messenger RNA of Enhydra lutris kenyoni (northern sea otter), 765 nucleotides long. Its product is annotated as olfactory receptor 2W3-like. The record is from RefSeq and is a predicted model, not a curated record. The transcript has a single exon. Bases 1 to 765 code for a protein of 254 amino acids. Gene Ontology annotation, biological process: G protein-coupled receptor signaling pathway. Gene Ontology annotation, cellular component: membrane. NCBI's taxonomy places the organism in Eukaryota, Metazoa, Chordata, Mammalia, Carnivora, Mustelidae. Gene Ontology annotation, molecular function: olfactory receptor activity; G protein-coupled receptor activity.
AUGGAUUGGACCAAUGAGAGCAUCCAGGGAAAUUUCAUCCUUUUGGGGUUUUCUGACCGCCCCUAUCUGGAGAGGUUCCUCUUUGUGGUCAUCUUGAUUGCAUAUCUCCUGACCCUUGUGGGCAACACCACCAUCAUCCUGGUGUCCCGGUUGGACCCCCACCUCCACACUCCCAUGUACUUCUUCCUCACCCACCUGUCCUUCCUGGACUUCAGUUUCACCACCAGCUCCAUCCCUCAGCUGCUCUAUAACCUGAAUGGGCGUGACAAGACCAUCAGCUACACAAGCUGUGCCAUCCAGCUCUUCCUGUUUCUGGGCCUGGGCGGUGUAGAGUGCCUGCUCCUGGCGGUCAUGGCAUAUGACCAGUUUGUUGCAGUCUGCAAGCCCCUUCACUACAUGGUGAUCAUGAAUCCACAACUCUGCUUGAGCCUGGUGUCGGUAGCCUGGGUCUGUGGACUGGCCAACUCUUUGAUCAUAUCUCCAAUGACUCUGUGUCUGCCCCGCUGUGGGUACUGCAAAGUAGACCACUUCCUGUGUGAAAUGCCUGCUCUGAUCCUGAUGGCCUGUGUCAAUACAGCUGUCGUUGAAGGCAUUGCCUUUAUUUUGGCCGUGGGCAUUGUUCUGUCACCCUUGGUGUUCAUCCUGGUCUCCUAUGGCUACAUUGUGAGAGCUGUAUUAAGUAUCCGGUCAUCCUCAGGGAGGCUGAGAUUAGAAUUGGUCAAUCAGGAAAUUAAAGAGGAAUUAGAAAAAAAUCGUGGAAACUAA